Messenger RNA from Heterobilharzia americana, 2712 nucleotides. The record is from the annotation of a GenBank genome assembly. Lineage: Eukaryota; Metazoa; Platyhelminthes; Trematoda; Strigeidida; Schistosomatidae.
AUGAGUUCACCAAAACGACGUUGCUUUAGGCAAAGGCAAGAGAGUGAAAGCAGUACUGAUAAUGAAAAUGUUGAGGAAGAAAAUCAAGACGAGUCAAGCGGUCUGGAAGAAUACGAGAAAGAAGAGUUAAACCGUCAAAAUGAUUUAAAAGAGCGUGAUGCUUUCGUUAAGCGACUUGUUGAUCGUGAUCAACAAGAAACUAAGAGACUCUCUGCAAGGGCGAUGAGUAGACAUGAGGAGGCCUUGAGAAGAAUCGCGGCCGGUGAAAUAGGUCGUGAAGAAAUGAUUACUGAGUUACGCAAGGCUUCCAGGCGAGCAUAUUUGAGGAAGAGGCAGUCUGAUAAACUUGCUGAUCUCCAAGCUGAGAUUCAAGAUGAAGAAUUAUUUUUUGAUAACGAAGAAUUAACUGAGGCAGAGAAGGCAGAAUUGGAGUAUAAAAAAACUAUUUUGGCAGUUGCGAAGUCUCAUCAGCAGGCUGGGGAACUAGAAACUGUGACUCGUUACUAUAUCCCUACCGAAGAGAAGCGCCCGGAAGAUCGUGAAUUAAAAGAAUCCGAGGCCAAGAUAAAUGACGAAAGCAAGCGGUGGGAACAAGAGCACCUUUCCUCAGCCCUUUUCUCUUUCGGUGCUAAGGAUAAAGCUGGACAACAGGUCAAAUAUGAUCUUGUCUUGGAUGAUGAAAUAGAAUUCUUAAAAACAUUGACACGACCUGGUGCCAACGUUGAACAACAACAAGUUGAUGUAGAAGUAGAAGAAGAACGAAAAGUAGCCGAUAAACGUGAAGCUCUUAAAGAAGCUAGAUGUUCACUUCCAAUCUACAAAUUCCGAGAUGCUCUUCUACAAGCCAUAGCCGACCAUCAAGUUUUAUUAUUGAAGUACUUAUACGAAGCAGGAUAUUGCAAUAAUGGUAAACGCAUCGGUUGUACACAGCCUCGUCGUGUUGCCGCUAUGUCAGUCGCUGCUCGAGUUUCACAAGAAAUGUCUGUUAGACUUGGCUCUGAGGUUGGGUAUAGUAUUCGUUUUGAAGAUUGUACUUCAGAGCGUACAAUCAUCAAGUAUAUGACUGAUGGUAUGCUGUUGCGUGAAUUUCUAACAGAACCAGAUUUGGGCGCUUAUUCCGUAAUGAUGAUAGAUGAAGCUCACGAGCGUACACUUCAUACAGACAUACUAUUUGGUCUAGUGAAGGAUGUAGCACGUUUUCGUCCUGAUUUAAAACUUCUAAUUAGUUCUGCAACUUUGGAUGCAGAGAAAUUUGCUGCUUUUUUUGAUGAUGCUCCUGUAUUCCGAAUUCCAGGUCGUCGUUAUCCAGUUGAUAUUUACUACACAAAAGCUCCAGAAGCUGAUUAUAUUGAAGCUGCUAUUAUAUCUGUCUUGCAAAUUCAUGUAACUCAACCACCUGGUGAUAUUCUAGUCUUUUUAACUGGUCAAGAAGAAAUUGAAACUGCUAAUGAAUUACUCAUGGAACGGACAAGGAAAUUAGGCAGUAAAAUUCGAGAACUAUUAGUCUUACCAAUCUAUUCUACACUUCCGUCUGAUAUGCAGGCAAAAAUCUUUGCUCCAACACCACCUGGUGCACGAAAAGUUGUCUUAGCAACAAAUAUAGCUGAAACAUCGCUUACAAUCGAUGGUAUUAUUUAUGUGAUUGAUACAGGAUUUUGUAAACAAAAAUUUUAUAGUGCACGUUCUGGUGUAGAAUCAUUGAUAGUUGUACCGAUAUCACAAGCUGCAGCUGAUCAAAGAGCUGGACGUGCUGGUCGUGUAGCUGCAGGCAAAUGUUUUCGUCUGUACACUUCACAUGCAUAUCAUACAGAAUUAGAGGCACAGCCUAUUCCAGAAAUACAACGUACAAAUUUAGGCAAUGUUGUCUUAUUGUUGAAAUCUCUCGGUAUUGAUGAUCUAUUACACUUUGAUUAUAUGGAUCCACCACCUCAUGAUGCAUUAAUUAUGGCAUUGGAACAGUUAUAUGCUUUAGGUGCAUUGAAUCAUAAAGGUGAAUUAACUAAAAUGGGUCGUCAAAUGGCUGAGUUUCCGUGUAGUCCACAAUUAUCAAAAAUGAUUUUAGCCUCAGAUAAGUAUAAAUGUUCCGGUGAUAUAAUUACUAUAGCAGCUAUGCUUUCAGUAAAUAACUCCAUCUUCUAUAGACCUAAGGAUAAAUUAAUUCAUGCAGAUACAGCACGAAAAGGAUUUUUUCAUAUAGCUGGUGAUCAUGUUAUGCUAUUGAGUGUUUAUAAUCAAUGGGCAGAGUCAGAUUUCUCUUCUCAUUGGUGUUAUGAACAAUUUAUUCAAUAUCGAACUAUGAAACGUGCUCGUGAUAUACGUGAUCAAUUUGUUAAUCUAUUAGAUCGAGUUGAAAUUGAACUGGUGAAUAAUUCAAGUGAUCAUGUGAAUAUUCGAAAGGCAAUUACAGCUGGAUUUUUCUAUCAUACUGCACGAUUCACUGGGAAUGGUUAUAAAACUGUAAAACAAAAGCAUACAAUAUAUCCACAUCCUAAUUCUUGUCUAGCUGAAUCUUUAUCAAAAUGGGUUAUUUAUCAUGAAUUAGUAUAUACUACUAAAGAGUUUAUGCGUCAAAUUAUUGAAAUUGAACCGAAAUGGUUACUUGAAGUUGCACCACAUUAUUAUAAAGAGAAAGAAAUUGAGUGUAACAAUGAAAAAAUGUCUAGGAAUAAAGGUAAAUCACGUGUUGAAUUAGAACCGAAGGAAGGUAUUUAA